Molecule: messenger RNA, 2814 nt
Organism: Argiope bruennichi
Lineage: Eukaryota; Metazoa; Arthropoda; Arachnida; Araneae; Araneidae
Gene: Pgant35A
Product: polypeptide N-acetylgalactosaminyltransferase 11-like
Exons: 12
Coding region: 332-2281 (649 amino acids)
Biological process (GO): regulation of Notch signaling pathway
Cellular component (GO): Golgi apparatus
Molecular function (GO): Notch binding
Source: RefSeq, a predicted model, not a curated record
GUUAUAAUUAUUUGAAAAUCCUUAAUUAUAGAUUUCUAGCAAUAAAUUGUUUGAUAUUAAUGAAUAUAUUCGUUUUCGAAAGUACCGUAUUUAUUAAUUUGAAACGUCAAUAUAUUUUGAAAACUGGCUUGCAGUUUAAAUUUAUCAUCUACUGCUUAUCAAAUGAAUUCGGGAUGAUGGCCCAAAGAUAUUCCAAAAAGUGAAUUUGAAAUUUUCUACAGUCUGUAUUUUUAUGUUCAGAUGCUACAUAAGUGUGUUUGCUUUGAAGUAAAAAGAAAUCAUCGUCAUCAAUUAUGUCUCUUCCAGAUUGACAACUUCAGACCACCUUAUUAUGGUAUCCAUAAGAUAUAAGUCCUUCUUUUUAGGUAUUAUUUUAACAUCUUUGACAUGGGCUGUCAUUUUAUAUCUUAGCUCCAAACUGAAUAAUAAAAAUUUCUUUCAUGAAAAUACUGCCGAGAAAGCUGCAAAAUGGAAGCUGAGACCAAGAAUUGAUAAUAUGCAUCGGAUUGCCCAGGUUGAUGCAUUUUCUAUAGAGUCCAAGGAACAGAGAUUAAAAAGUAAUUUCAUUGCCAAGAAAAAGAUACCUGACAGAGAAACAAACUUGAUAGAUGUAAACGAUUUUGAUUAUGAUUCGAAAAAUAAGCAAUCAACUGUAUUUCAUAGACAUAAGCAGGAUCAAACUGCAAAAUUAUUGAACUCAACAGAUCUAGUACAUCUGGGAAUGAUCACUUCUCCUAAUGAUCAAAAAAUCAAAGAUGAAGGAUAUAAAAGACAUGCAUUUAACCUUUUAAUCAGCGACAGACUAGGAUAUAGAAGGCGUAUUCCUUACACCGCUCAUUCAUUAUGUAAGAAUCAAGUUUACUCACCAUACCUUCCUAAAGCCAGUAUUAUCAUUUGCUUUUACAAUGAAGCAUGGUCCACGUUACUUCGUACAAUCUAUUCUGUGCUUGAUCGGACACCAGAACAACUUUUGCAUGAAAUUAUUCUUGUAGAUGACUGCAGUGAUGAUGAAAAGUUUCGUGAAAAACUAAAGCUGUUCAUCCGAACACAUCUGAAUAGUGAAAAAGUGAAAUUGUUGAGAAUCCAGAGCAGAGCAGGAUUGAUGCGUGCCAGAGUCUUUGGAGCACAGCAUGCUUCAGGUGAAGUCCUAGUGUUCCUAGAUAGUCACUGUGAAGUGAACGAAGUUUGGCUAGAACCUCUUCUGGAGCGUAUACAACAGAAUCACACAACUGUUGUUUGUCCGAUCAUAGACAUUAUCAAUGCAGACACUUUUGAAUAUAUCUCUUCUCCGAUUGUCAGAGGAGGGUUCAAUUGGGGUCUGCAUUUCAAGUGGGAUUCAGUGCAUCCUAACCAAUUACGCACCAAAGAUGAUUUCAUUAAACCCAUCGAAUCCCCUACUAUGGCAGGAGGUCUCUUUGCUAUAAACAAAAACUACUUCCAUAAACUUGGAGAAUAUGAUCAAGGCAUGGAUAUUUGGGGUGGGGAAAAUCUGGAGAUAUCAUUUCGAAUUUGGAUGUGCGGCGGUCAAUUAGAAAUUAUUCCUUGUUCUCGUGUUGGGCAUGUAUUCAGACGGCGAAGACCAUAUGGCUCUCCAGAAGGGGAAGAUACACUCACGUAUAAUUCUCUUAGAGUUGCUCAUGUUUGGAUGGAUGAAUAUAUAGAAAAUUUCUUUAAAGUUCGACCUGAUGCCAGAGAUAAGAAAUAUGGUGAUGUGUCAAGCCGAAUUGAGCUGAGAAAGAAGCUCCAAUGCAAAUCCUUUGACUGGUAUAUGCAGAACAUUUAUCCAGAAUUAGGACCUCCCCAAAUCAAGACCAAUCUUUCAGCUAAAAAAGCUCAUUUGGCUAAAUUUAAGAAAGGUGCAAGGGAUUGGAAAUAUGCCACUCCAGAAAUCCUAUUCAGAUAUCAAAUCCAGUUGGCUGGAACUGAGCUUUGUAUAGAAUCUGAAGAUGAUGUGACAACUAAAGGCUCAUUACUUAUUCUACAAAAAUGUGCUUCCAUCAAAAAACAGUUAUGGUAUGAGACAGCAAAACAUGAUAUUCGUCUAUCUCAGUUGCUGUGCCUGGAUGCUGGGGAGCAAUUCCCUCGCCUAGCAAAAUGUCACGAAAUGGGUGGCUCACAGGAUUGGAGGCAUGCAGACACAACCAAUUCUCCAAUCUACAACACAGCUGCUGGUUUGUGUCUCGGUUGUCAUAAGCCAGUUGUAGGAGAGUAUAUUCUGCUGUCCAUUUGCAGCCAGUCAGAAUCUCGGAAGUGGAAUUUGCUCUUCAGUCCUCUGCCAUAAAGCAUUAUAAAAAAGGAAAAUUAUUUAGUUUUAUGCAUUUCAAAACUUUCCUGUGAUAUAUUUAUUAUUUUACUUAUUAUUCUUUUACAUGUUCAUUGAAUGUGGAUAGUUUUUCUGUCUGGCAGAUUAGCAUCUGUAGUGGUAUUUUGCUGUUACUUUUCCUUUACUUGUGUGUGAUGUUUUAAGAAUAUUUUUUGGGGAUCAUUUUUUAAAAUUUUAUUUUAUUAGUUUUGGAAGAAUCCCACCUAAUAUUUAAAAAUUUUUACCUUUGACAUUAACUGUAUUUGUAUGGUUGUGAUUUAAAAUCUAUUUAUUUUCUUUCAUAUAAAAUUUUCAAUGUUAUAAUUGCUUUUUUUUUUUGCAUUUUAUCAGGGUAAAUAUCUCAAAAUUUGUGUUUUAUUAAAAUUUAUCUGAUUUUGUGUUAUCUUACCAUUAUUUUUUAAAAUGAGAAAAGACCUUUUAAUGAAAAAUGUAUUUUCUAUUCCUAGCUUUAUUAUGUAAGUAUUUAUCCAUUUUAUCCAAGAAUUCUGUGA